AUGCAAGCCCAACCUGGCCCGUCGCAACGAGGCUAUUUACAACGCCGCUCGCCUGGCGCUGACCCAGGUCCGCCGCCCAGUGUGCGGCCCAGCUCUCCUGGCAUGGCUGGAGUCCAACCACGAUCAUCUACAUCCUCGAACCGAUCUGGGCAAGGCAGUCUAUCGAGGCGGCCAAAUCGUGAGGGGUCUGGUGGCAGCUCAUCUAGCAUGCCGCUGUCACAAAUCGAAAAGAGCGUUACCCAUUUACUUGUCGCCACUAAGCAGCUGCUUGAAACUUUGACGCAAUGGUCCCGCGGCCAGGCUACCGAUACGCAGGUUUCCGACGUCUAUGUGCGCCUCGGCUACGAGUUCAACAUGGCAUGCCGCGCAUUUACCGCCAUCAAUGUCGAUACAUCCGACCUAGGAAAUGUUCCCGAUUUAUUAAGACACAUUUUGGAAGCAACACUGAGCCAAGAAGCUAGCACAGACAGCCUGGAGAAGUAUCUUCCACGCAUUCGCGAUAUCAUCAUUAACCUGCUGCACGGCCUAAAGCGCAAGCAACAACGAUUACGGCAGAGGCAGGGGAGGGAGCGAGAUGCAAGCUUACCCGAGAGAACGACAAGCGUCAGCACGGCAGCGAGCGGCACCAGCGGUCUCACCAAUUUGCUAGAUGAGGGUUUGGAAAACGGAUAUCGACCUGAUCCGUCCCAGCGUGGGGAUCCAAACCAGCAAACGAACACCAGCACACCACCGGGCCGUCGUUAUAACCACCAGCGAGACCAAGCCCGUGCCGAAAAUAUACCAGAUCAGUCAACUAUCACACAAAACAUCCCUUCGGCACCACCUUAUCCAGCCGAAGACACUACUAUGCCACCGUCGUCCUCUGCUAGCGAUUUGAAUAUCGACGCCUUCCCGCCUCCCCCUCCACCGCCGCCAGACACGCAAUCAAGCGCACUGGCGGCUUUACAGAAAGGGGGUGAUUUGGAACGUCGAGCAUCUCGUCGAUAUUCUCAAUAUCAAAUUUCAAAACACUUGGGUGGUGCUGCAAACGGUAUGCCCAUCUUGCCAUCGCAAACAACACCGAUUCCGAACAGAGGAAGACGAGAGGCGAGAGAAUCAUUACGGGCUGUACAGUCCCGGGAGUCUGUACGACAUAGCCGCACUCUGUCGAGUCAAUCAAAAUCCGCGGCCGUGGAAGCUUCUCCAUCUCGUAUGCCAGGCGUGCCGGAAGCCUCUUCGUCGGCCCAGCAGCAGCCCAGCGGUCCUGCUGAGCUGAGUGAUGGUCCCGCCGUGCAAACCCCGGAAGAGAAGUACGCGCCAAGUGCGACAUUGAACGGCCCUCUACAAGAUCUUUCAUCAUUCAUGCGGGAGAGUGCGCCGCCAGAACCCGAUGUCAAGCAAACGAGGCUACAGUCAAAGACUGACGAGCCAGCAUCCCUCCCCCAUCCCACGGAAUCAAAGCCCGGCGAAUCUUUUUUCCAAGUUUCGCCUCCGCUAACACCAACCAAGGACCUCACAUUGUUCCUUCAAUACAAAUCAAAAGUCAAGAAGAUUGUCCUCGCCGAAGGACGAGACGAGCUAUCAAUCGGGAGACUACAAUUGGCAUUCAUUGAAAAGUUUUCCUGGAACACGCAGCAUAAUGGCACUGAUUUACCCGAAAUUUACAUUCAAGACCCCGUGUCUGGUGUUCGACAUGAGCUAGAAGAUCUAUCAGAUAUAAAGGACAGGACUGUAUUGGUUCUCAAUGUAGAACCAUUGGACGAGGUAAAACGACAUUUCGAUGACGGAAUGCUGGCCCUGACCAAAAUUGUUCAAUCGAUGAAGCAGAAUGUCGAUGACCAAGGAACUACUCUUCAGCGAGUGUCUGACAGGCAACAAGAAACGGCAACCGAGUUGGCUCGCUUGGCAACCGCUUCACCUGUUCCGCCGGCAGCAGAAGGUGGCGUAAGAAUGCUCCCUGGUGCAGGCCGUAGGCUGAAUGCUGGUCAAGCUGGGGAGCUCCAAAGUCUGCGCCGCGACUUAGCUGUGUUGCGGCAGACUUACUCCUCGUUCCAAUCAGAUGUGCAGAACUCGAUGACUAGUAUCCGGCAGAAGGCUGCCAACGUGAAAUCUGCCGCUUCCACGGCCACCAUUCCCGACAUCGAAGGAAACGCUGGCUACUCAUACGUAACCAACGGACGAAAGCAACUCAACUCAGACUCGGAUCGUCUAGUUGGCAAGGUGGAUGACCUGCAAGACCUGAUCGAGGACUUGCGCAAAGAUGUUGUUCAUCGUGGAGUCCGCCCUCUUCCCCGUCAACUAGAAGAGGUUGCCAAAGAUAUUACAAAUCUGACCAAGGAGCUGAAGAAAAUGGAGGAAUACAUGGCCAACGAGAAGCCCAUUUGGACCAAAAUUUGGGAGAAGGAGCUUGAGGAUGUGUGCCAAGGUCGGGACGAGCUACGCCUUAUGGAGGAUCUUAUGGUGGACCUGAAUGACGAUUUGGACAAGGCGUCGGAGACGUUUACUCUGGUCGAACAGGCUACCAAGGAGCAAAUGAAGGAUAACGGCACUGGCGCUAGUGCAAGCACAGCACGACAGUUCUCCAGGGGUCUAUCACAUCUCGGCAACAGCCUCGACCAAAGCGCUGCUAAAGAGGACAUGCUGGGAGAGGUCCGAGCUCUGCAGCCGAAUCAUGAGAAUCGACUGGAAGCUAUCGAACGAGCCGAGAAGCUGCGGCAAAAGGAAUUAGAGGGUCGUCGAGGCAAUGCCAUGUUGCGAGAAAUCGCCACCUACGUCCAAGAUGGCAAGCUGAAGAAGUCCGGCGGCUUUGAAGAGGUGGAACGCUCCAGAAAGGCCAAGGAUGAGAGGAUACGUCGUGAAGUGUGGGAACGCCAGAACGGCAUCAUUCCUGAGGAUCCGAUCGGGGAAGAAGAGUUGCAGUCAGAAGAGCAGGCUGAACAGUCGGCUGAUGGCGAGGAAUUCCAUGAUGCUGCACCGACACCGGUGACUGAAGAUGCACCUAAAGAAGCAGCAGAGACCGCUGCGUAA
Molecule: messenger RNA, 3006 nt
Organism: Metarhizium brunneum ARSEF 3297
Lineage: Eukaryota; Fungi; Ascomycota; Sordariomycetes; Hypocreales; Clavicipitaceae
Gene: BUD6
Product: Bud site selection protein 6
Biological process (GO): establishment of cell polarity
Cellular component (GO): cytoplasm; cell tip
Molecular function (GO): cytoskeletal regulatory protein binding
Source: RefSeq, a predicted model, not a curated record